AUGGCAGAAAGCUGGAAUACUAUUACAUCUAAAAGGACUAUAACCAGAACUACAUCGGGUCUGCCGGAUAUGUUUGAUGGCAGAUCUAGAGGUGAUGGUAGUGAUAAUAAAUACGUUACACCAAUACCAAGAAGUAAGUCAUUGACAUUGAAUAGGAGAAAUAUUAGGGAAUUAGACGUGACGCCGUUAAUACAGUUGCCGUCAGUCGAGAAAGUUAAAACCCUUGGCAAAACCAGACGGGAGAAAAGUGUAGAAAUCGCAGCCCUAAAACCCAAAGAUUGGAAAAAAGUCUCUGUGAAACACAGAGAGAAGUUUGAACGGCUUUCAGAAGUCUGGAAAAAUGCUGAGGGUAACCCUGAAUUGAUAAAAAUAAUAAAUGAUAACGGCGUAUGUUUUAAGGAAGAGUUCUCAAUAGGCAGUGGCAGUUAUGGUACAGAAGUGUAUGUUUGCUUGGGGUCUGACGGGAUAGAACGAGCGAUAAAACGUUUGCCAAAAGUCCUGUGUAAUUUGUUGAAGAAUGAACGAGAUAUCUUGACCUCUCCGAAUGCAGUCGAGUCGCCGCGAGUUGUAAAUUAUUGCUUCUACGAUGAUACUUCCAGUCCUGACUUUGGUUAUUUGAUUUUGAAUUUAUAUGAAAAAAAUCUUGAAGAAUUCGUCAAGGAGGAAGGUGAAACGAUAACAGAAUCCCGUGCUAGAAAGAUGAUCCGCCAAGUGUUGGAAGGGCUGAAAGCAUUACAUGCUAGAGAGCCUAGAAUUUUGCACAGAGACUUGAAGCCGACCAAUAUACUUGUUGAUGUGAAUGGUGAUUUAGUCCUGUCUGAUUUUGGUAUUGGACGAUUUUUCCCGGAACAAGGUAUUUUUACAAGAUGUAUAUAUUUAACAAAAUUGCAGAUGUAUAUAUAUAUACAUCCGGAGCAGACCUUCCAACUCGCGAGGCAUUCAGUCUCAGCUAAUGCGUUCACUUGUGAGCCAAGGAAUAUUUUUGUCCUCCCGCUGUCAAGCGAAAUUGACGACCUCUGCAAAAUAUCUGUGAUCUGACCAAGCGUGACGUGUUUUGACGGGUAAUUUAUUUCACAGGUGUAGUCGCAAAAUACCUGACCACUUGCUAGAUAUAUAUCUUGAGUUGGUCGAAACAAAUUAUAUAAUAUAAAUAACAUAGCUAACAUAAUAAAACAGAAUAUAAGCUUAUAGUUUGAAUUAAACUAAACUUGGCCGUCUCACUCGACAGUUUCUAUUUUAUUUGAAACAAAUCAUACUCUAUUUUUACACUGGCCUGUAAGGCCAAGUGUCUUAAAUCCCCCUUUUUCUGUUUUUUUCGUAGUCGAGAAAUCGAGUUUGCGUUAGCUCAUCGCAGGCUCAGGGUGCAACGAUUAAGCCAAAAUGCCAUCGAUUCCCUCGGUGCCAUGAGUUAGAUAGUAUAGUAAUAAGCUCGUAUAUAUGUACGUAAUAGCCGACUGAUGCCAUGCUUGUGGUACAUUUUUCGUUUAUUAGCCUAUACACUUGUACGCACGCGCACAAUUCCGAACUGCAAUGGCGGCUUUUCACAGAGUAAUCAAACUAUAUUUUACACAGUUUGGUUGAAUUUUCAAAGAAUUGUGCCGGUUUCCUAUGUAUUUUACGUUGUGUCGUACUCUGGACUUUCUUGCGUGUUGAAUUAAUGUGUUUUUCUUUGUGUAAUGACUCGAAAACCACAAAAUAUAAUAUUUAGUACUCCACGAAAUAUAAUCCGCGCGAAAAGCUUUGUGGUAGCUAUACCGAUAAAGCGUGCGUUCAAAAUACCAACAAGAACUAGAACCAUUAUUGUAUCAUUUGUAUGGUUCUCAUUUGCUCGACUUGCCACAAGUCGACCUCGAAGAAACGCAUUUCGUUCGAGGUCGACUUGUGGCAAGUCUACUCAUUUACAAUAACAUUAGUUCGACGUGAAUUUUAAUACAAGUAUGGUAUCAUAUUUCAUAAUACAACAAACAAUGUAAACUAGCCAUACAUUUUGCCGCACAUAACUUCGGCCCCUUUGGGCAUAUCUUUUUCGUGAUAAUGUUAUUGGAACCAGAAUCGAAAACACUAUUUAUAGUGUUAUUUUCAAGCUUGUGUCUUGAGAUUUUCAUCUUUUAUUUCGGUAUUUACAGAAUAUUUAUAUUUUUAGCGCGGCCCAUGGAACGCACAUGAAAACAACGCGCUGUUAGGAAAAACCGGAAAUCGAUUCUGUAGGUCGGCAUGAUUUGCACGUGCAUCGAUCUCCAUUACGUCUCCCGAAAAGGUCUUUUAUUUUUUUAAAAAGUUCAUAAAAUUUGCUUGCGGUUUAAGAUUUGUAUUCCUGCCUUUUGCACCAUAGCACGUAUCUCGUUAUUUUCAGGCCAGUGUGAACGCCUGAGCAGGCGUCUUGUUGUAUUUAAAUUACUUUCAGUUUAAGAUACGAAAAUCUGCAUAAAAUUAGUCUUGAGCCUCAAGAAGACGCUGACUUUCGAAAACAAGUUUAAUAACAAUAAUAAUUCGCUCGAUCUUUACUAUCUAUUAAAGACGAGACACGGUGCCCGUGGAAAAUAUCUCGCUGUGUAUUUUCAAUAUCUCACUCUCUACUUCAUAAUAAAAGACCUUAUAUAAAGUGACAAAUACAUAUAUGCAAGAGAGACUAAAUCUUGACAUAAAAAUCAUCUCAUUUGGUUUUGAUGACAGAAUAUCAGCAAAAAAUGAGUGUAAGGAAGGUUGUAUAAAACGGCUUUAGAUAUACAUGUAUACAUGUUGCGAAAUUUGGAUGUAUCGCAGCUUGAUAGAUUAACAACAGACAUUGGCAAGUAGUUUGGUUAACCCAUUAAUGCACAAGACUCUCUCCUUGGCCUUAAAUAUGGCGUCAUAUCACCGCCAAUAUUCAUGUAUAUCAUGCUUUCGACAUUGAAGUUAAAUAGAACAUUCAGCACCUACGUGCUUUCGACAUUGAAGAUAAAUCUGACAUUGAACAUGCAGAACAUUCAACAUAUUUUCGACAUUGAAGUUAAAUGGGACAUUCAGCACCUACGUGCUUUCGACAUUGAAGAUAAAUCUGGCAUUGAACAUGCAAAACAUUCAACAUAUUUUCGACAUUGAAGUUAAAUAUGACAUUGAACACCUAUGUGUUUUUGACAUUGAAGUUAAACCGGACAUUGAACAUGCCGCGCAUUUAGCACCCAUCACAACUUCAACGUUCAAAAUAUGUUGAAAAAAAAUUACCACAUGUUGAAUAUUGGCGGAGUUGAACGAUAGCGUCAAAUCUCCGCCAAUAUUAAUUAAGCUAACACAAGAUAACCCCCCGGCCAAAUUCAUUCGUGUCCAGACCUCUAGAACAUAUCACAUGACGCAAGCCGAGGAUCGAAUUCGCCGCAUCUUGUCGCUGUAUUGAAGGCCGUAUAUUCACCAUAAUAUUCGUGUAUAUUCGCUUGAUUGUCUCAAAUUAAUUGACUUUUAUAGCGCAGAUUGAAUUGCUAGAGACGCAAAAAACGCAAAAUCUGGUAGAAUGAACUCAGAGGCAAUAACUUCCGCAAGCGAUGCAGGCAGAUGCUCUGUUUGAAGUUGCUGAGCGAUUGAGACAACAUGCAGUCAACAGCUGUUAUUAAAUGUAUAAAAAUUGAUAUUAUUUUAUUUAUUAGAUUAUAUUUUAAAAUUCCUAAUAAUCGCAUUAUAGAUAAUCGAUACAUUUUAAUAUUUAGAGUGUACUGGCAAAAACAAUGCGUGCGUCAACGUGAACUUUUGCUGCGACAGAAAGGCAGAUGGUUUUCUUUAUAUAUUAAAUCGUUGUGGUGUAAUGUGAUAGUACUUGUCAAUUUAGCAUAAUUUUGAGCACUUUUCUUUCCGGAUCCGUGAGCCUUUUAUAACUUUAUUUGUCAUUUACUUAUACAACUGUUUACAAAAAAUCCUACUGUUUACAAACUUUUGUGUUACAUACUUAAUUACCGUAAUAGGUGUCUUCUUAUUAAUUCAAUAACUGUUACACAAUAGAGAUUUUUGCUGUCAAUUGCACUAGCUAGAAUUAGCAUUUUAAUAAUAGUACAUCCUUUUAAUUUUUAAACUAGGAGAAUAGUUUCGUGAAAAAAUUUAUUUAUCUUAUACCAUAAACUUCCGAUUAUAAGUCCCCGAAUAUAAGCCCGACGUCUAUGACCCCGUCACAUUACUAACGUUCACACCAUUCGAUAUACUAGCCCGUAAUCAUAAUCAGAAGUUUAUGGUAUAAGAUAAAUAAAUUUUCUCACGAAACUAUUAUGUGCUAUUAUUAAAACGCUAAUUCUAGUGCAAUUGACAGCACAAAUCUUUAUUGUGUAACAGUUAUUGAAUUAGUAAGAAGACACCUAUUAAGUGUGUAACACAAAAGUUUUGUAAACAGGUAGGAUUUUUUUGAAUUGUUGUAUAAGUAAAUGACAAAUAAAAUUAUUAAAGGCUCACGGAUCCGGAACUUAGAAAAGUGCACAAAAUUAUGCUAAAUUGACAAGUACUAUCAAAUUACACCACAUGGCCUCACGAUUUAAUAUAUAAAGAAAACCAUCUGCCUUUCCGCCGCAGCAAAAGUUCAGUUUGACGCACGCAUUGUUUUUGCAAUUACACUCUAAAUAAAAUGUAUCGAUUAUUUAUAAUGCGAUUAUUAGGAAUUUUUAAAAUAUAAUUUUUGCGUCUCUAGCAAUUCAAUCUGCGCUAUAAAAGUCAAUUAAUUUAAGACAAACAAGCGAAUAUACGCGAAUAUUAUGGUGAAUAUACGGCCUCCAAUACAGCGACAAGAUGCGGCGAAUUCGAUCCUCGGCUUGCGUCAUGUGAUAUGUUCUAGAGGUCUGGACACGAAUGAAUUUGGCCGGGGGGUUAUCUUGUGUUAGCUUAAUUAAUAUUGGCGGAGAUUUGACGCUAUCGUUCAACUCCGCCAAUAUUCAACAUCUGGUAAAUUUUUUCAACAUAUUUUGAACGUUGAAGUUGUGAUGGGUGCUAAAUUCGCGGCAUGUUCAAUGUCCGGUUUAACUUCAAUGUCAAAAACACAUGGGUGUUCAAUGUCAUAUUUAACUUCAAUGUCGAAAAUAUGCUGAAUGUUUUGCAUGUUCAAUGCCAGAUUUAUCUUCAAUGUCGAAAGUACGUAGGUGUUGAAUGUCCUAUUUAACUUCAAUGUCGAAAAUAUGUUGAAUGUUCUGCAUGUUCAAUGUCAGAUUUAUCUUCAAUGUCGAAAGCAUGUAGGUGCAACAAGGGCAAAUAAUGUUAGCCAAUCAGCGCGUUUGUUUACAUUUUGCGUUCUUGACCAAUCAGAAUGCCUGAAAUUCGAAACAUGUAAACAAAAGGAGUGAGAAAAUAACACCUUGUUCUACGCCCUCGGUGACAUUCGAUAUUAAACUUUUUUCGCCAAAACUGACAAAUUCUGAUAAAGCAUGCUUUCUUCUUUAAUUUCCUCGGGGGUAUUUUUUAAAUUCGAUCUAGAACGCGAAAUAUUUAUGUUUGAAUAACAGUGUUUCGACGCGCGUAAAAUAGCAGACUCUCACUUUGCACUAUCUUUACACACACAUAAAAAAUUGGUAGAUUUGGCAGUUUAAACUUAUUUUCCCCACACCACAGCUGACAUGUUUUUAAAUAUUACCUAUCUGAUCUCAUCGAUCUCAUUUCGCAUCGGAAAUGCGUCACAACGAUCCAGGACUGACAGGUACAAUAUCGCAUGACUCAUUACUGUACAUUAAAAGUACCUGGUUGGCGAAAUGGUGAUUGUCUGACCACAGUUAAUAGCUGACAGAUCUUCACGAAGGGCUUAAUAUUUUUGCUAAUAAACUGUUCACGAGGGUUUCGUCUGUUCGUCUUCUGGUUCGUCGUCAAUCGUCAUCGGCUGCCUCACUUCUCGGUCGCUUUCGUCCUCUUCAAAGCAAGUCGCCGGAGCAAACAGCGUUAGUAUUUGCCGUCUUUCCAAGAGCUUCAACGUUGCUUUACAAACUGGGCUAUCGCUGAUGUUGGGCAGGAUGCAUUUGAUGUGGAACGAAGGUCCACAACCACGGAAAACGUUCCAAGUGGAUUAACCUUUUUGCAGGCAGGCAAAUCGCAAAUCGAUGGAAAUUUUAAAGGAAGAUUUAUAUUUUAUAUUUACAGAUCUUGAUACAUUUAUAGUCAGUACGUCCUUGGAAAUUGUUCCAAAAUAUGAGUGUGUACCAAAGUUAAAAUAUUACUCAUAAUCUCUAGAACAUGUUUGAAUGUUUUGAAUCACUGUAGUUUAGAAUUAGCAGUCCUUUAACUCUUUUAAAGACAACAGAACUGGCAGCCAUGGCACCCCAUAACUAUUUAGUGUACAAUACUAGUCAAUGUAAUUAAUUCCUACCUCCCCCAACCCAGAAGUAGGCAGUUUUUACUUCUCAGCACUGUCACGAUCUGUAAAUAUCUGUGUGUAAAUAUCUGGUUUUGUCUCGGUGACCCUGCUUUGCCCCACACUUUGGGAUUUGAGCAGGCAGGUUGAAAAAAGUUCCAAAUAUCCAAAGAAUAAUUAAUAAUGACAUUCUAAAAAUUGUAAAUAUAGUUUUCUUUAGGAGGGCAGUUUCCCCCUCCUGCCGCCCCCUCCCCUGUGCUGUGUACAGCCCAGGGUCACUGUCCAUUGCGAAUGCGAAUCCCACUUCCACACUUGAUUAGGUUCAGCAUUUGAAUUUCGCAUGUGAUUGCCCAUUUGUAAAAAUAUGCCAAACUGGCUUGGGAAAUAAACAUUGCUGUAAGCUAAUUAUAGCCUGUAUUAAAAUAUUCUGUUAAACUCAACCAAGAAUGUAUUACAUGUCCUCCCAAACUGAUUAAUGUUGAUAUGUUUAUCUCCUGAGAAAUUUAAUACCUUUUCACCUGCGGGAGUAUUAAUAUUCAUGCUUGGUUGAGUUUACUAUAAUAGCUUGGGGCUUUUUAAUUGGGGCUUCGGUUGCACAAGUUUGCACUUGCCUGUCACCUCUGAGGCCGCAGGUUCAAGUCAGUGAGAACUUUCUCAAUGCGACUCAAACCCAGUCCUCAUGUGAAAAGAAUAAACCGCAAUGCUCUGCCGAACGUCACAGGUUUUCCCCGGGUACUCCAGUUUCCUCCCACAUGGAAAGUUGACAGGGUGGGUUGGGUAAAAAGGGCUCACAGUAAUUGGCAUAUGCUGUUGUGGUGACCCGGCCCUAUUUGGCAUGCUAAAUAGAUAGAUAGCUAUAAUUAGCUCACAGUCGUGUUUAUUUCCCAAACAGGUUUGACAUAUUUUUACAAAUGGCCAAUCACAUGCAAGAUUCAAAUUCUGAACCUAUUCAAGUGUGGAAGUGGGAUUUGCAAUUGAUACGAUCAGAGGCUUUCCAUUCUCACCUCUUGUUUCUUUUACCUUGCAAAGAACCAGGGUACACUUAAAAGUAACACACAGGCAGACCAAGUGCUGCAAUUCAACUAAGGGCCUGUUUAUAUGCAGGAAGCCGGGCUGGCCUGCUUAGCGAGACAGGCAGGUGGGAUGAAUUUCUCUUGUGUUUAUAUGAGAACAUUUCAUCCCGCUUGCUGGUUUUGACAGUUGUUAAAAAUAGCUUGCGGCGGUAUCUUUCAUCCCAGCAACUGGGCUAGCCCGCUUGUGAGUGUUUAUAUGGAGAAAUUUCCACCCCGGUAAGCGAGAUCUCACCUCUUUUCAAGUGAGAUCUCACCUCUUUUCAAGUGAGAUCUCACCUCUUUUCAAGUGAGAUCUCGGCAACCUGGCCAGCCCACUUGUCCAUAUAAACGCACAAUAAUUUUUACUAUAAAAAUAACUACACAGCGAGAUCUCGCUUACCGGGCUGUCUCACUUAGCGGGCCAGCCCGGCUUCCAUAUAAACAGGACCUAAGUACCAGUCAAUAUAAGUCCCCGCUUGCUUGAAUCUAGGAAGUGUGGGGUUCAUGGGGCAAAGCAGGGCCACUGAGACAAAGCCAGGCAUUUAUACAAUCCAGCAAUUUUGAUUAUGCAGUGCUGGGAAAUAAAAACUGCCUACUUCUGGGUUGGGGGAGGUGGUAAUUUACAUUGUCUGGUAUUUGUACACUGAAUAGUUAUGGGGUGCCAUGGCUGCCAGUUCUGUUGUCUUUAAAACGACUGCUAAUUCUAAACUGCAGUGAUUCAAAACAUUGUCCAAACAUGUUCUGGAGAUUAUGAGUAAUAUUUUAACUUUGGUACACACUCAUAUUUUGGAACAAUCACCAAGGACGCUGACUAUAAAUGUAUCAAGAUCUGUAAAUAUAAAAUAUAAAUCUUACCUGCGAUUUGCCUGCCUGCGAAAAGGUUAUUCCAUUUGGAACGUUUUCCGUGGUUGUGGACCUACGUUCCACAUCGAAUGCAUCCUGCCCAACAUCAGCGAUUGCCCAGUUUGUGAAGCAACAACGUUGGCAAAUGUUGAAGCUCUUGGAAGGUCUUCGAAAGACAGCAAAUAUUAACGCUGAUUGCCCCGGUGACUUGCUUUGAAGAGGACGAAAGCGACCAAGAAAGUGAGGCAGCCGAUGACGAUUGACGACGAACCAGAAGACGAACAGAACGAAACCCUCGUGAACAGUUUAUUAGCAAAAAUAUUAAGCCCUUCGCGAAGGUCUGUCAGACAAUCGCCAUUUUGCCAACCGGAUAUGUACUUUUAAUGUACAGUAAUGAGUCAUGCGAUAUUGUACCUGUCAGUCCUGGAUCGUUGUGACGCAUUUCCGAUGCGAAAUGAGAUCGAUGAGAUCAGAUAGGUAAUAUUUAAAAACAUGUCAGCUGUGGUGUGGGGAAAAUAAGUUUAAACUGCCAAAUCUACCAAUUUUUUAUGUGUGUGUAAAGAUAGUGCAAGUGAGAGUCUGCUAUUUUACGCGCGUCGAAACACUGUUAUUCAAACAUAAAUAUUUCGCGUUCUAGAUCGAAUUUUAAAAAUCCCCCCGAGGAAAUUAAAGAAGAAAGCAUGCUUUAUCAGAAUUUGUCAGUUUUGGCGAAAAAAGUUUAAUAUCGAAUGUCACCGAGGGCGUAGAACAAGGUGUUAUUUUCUCACUCCUUUUGUUUACAUGUUUCGAAUUUCAGGCAUUCUGAUUGGUCAAGAACGCAAAAUGUAAACAAACGCGCUGAUUGGCUAACAUUAUUUGCCCUUGUUGGUGCGUUAUAAUUACUUUCGUGGGACUUUUCCGCAAUUUUCCAUACCAAAUUUCGGUACUUUGCCCCCAAAACAGAAAUAUUUUGGCCCGAAAAUAGAAAUAUUUCGCCCGAAAAAAUGACUGGGGCCCAACAUUAAAUUUCUAGGGUCCCCCCAGAGCCUCGGGGCCCGGGGCAAUUUCCCCCCCCCCCUGCCCCCCCUCUCGGCGGCCCUGUACACACGUAAAAAUCCCACAACUUGUAACAAGUCUGCCAACAAGUCGUCAACAAGAUGUAUUCGCACUGCUUGUCACAAGUUGUCAACAGGUUUGGAACAACUUGUUGACAACUUAUAACAACCUUGUCGAAAUUAUCAGACCUGUUGCAAGGUUGUUCUGACAAGUCCGUUACAUACUUGAUAUAACAAGAUUGUUACAACCUUGUGUUGGCAACCUUGUAAGAUCCUUGUUAUAUCAUGGUUGUAACGAACUUGUUAGCACAGUCUUGUAACAAGGCUGAUAAUGCCAUAAAGCUUGUUACGAGUUGUUAACAGCUUGUUCCGAACUUGUUACAACAAACUGGGGACAAGCAGUGCGAAGACAACUUGUUGACAGCUUGUGAACAGACUUGUAACAACUUGCACACACGCAAAAUUCUCGCAUCUUGUAGCAAAUCUGCCAACAAGCCGUCAACAAGUUGUGUUCGCACUGCUUGUCCCAAGUUGUCAACAAGUUUGGAACAGGCUGUUGACAACUUGUAACAACCUUGUCGAUACUAUCAGACUUGUUACAAGGUUGUUCCAACAAGUCCGAUACAGUCAUGAUAUAACAAUAUUGCUACAACCUUGUGUCGUCAACCUUGUAACAUUCUUGUUAUAUCAUGACUGUAUCAGACUUGUUAGAACAACUUUGCUACAAGUCUGAUAAUGCCAUCAAGCUUGUUACAAGCUGUUAAAAGCUUGUUCCGAACUUGCUACAACAACUGGGAACAAGCAGUGCGAACACAACUUGUUGACAGCUUGUGAACAGAUUUGUAACAACUUGUUUGCAGACCUGUAACAACUUAUGCGUUUUUACGCGUGUAGGCAUGUAUAGGGGGUACAUGGAAAUCACAUGAAAACUAUCAUCCAAUUAUUUUCUGUAGAGCGAAGUGUGGGUAGACGAUGCCGCGGAGAAGGAGAAACUUAUGAAAACAUACAAAGAUGCUUUAAGGUAAAACUUUGUUAUUUUCUUGUAAUUCUUCACGUCGCUUUAACAGAGAGCACGAUGUGGAUUUCUCAUCUUCUGUUACUAUUUUCUGUUAAUCUUGUAGCACGAAACCAUGUAAAUACUUUGAUAUGGGUAAAGGAACAUGUCCAUUUGGUGCCAGCUGUUUCUAUAAACAUGGUGAGUUCUAACAUUAAACGUCAGGUAGAAACUGGUAUAAAUGAAUGAAAGUUUUGCGCAAUUGUGUGAGAGACACUAGGGGGACGAUCCAGAUAAGGGGCGACCGCCCCCCCCCCCCAAUAAUUUCUGAAACCUUUGAAUGAUAGCUGAAUAACUGUGUUAUUUUUCAACCUUGAAAGCGUUAGUAGGCUAUAAAUUAAGCUGUGUAUUGAUGGAAUUUAAGGCAAAAAAAGUUUAAAGAACUAAGGUGGUGAUGUUUUGGCCACCUCCCAACCCCCAAUAUUUCGCAAAGUGUCUACCACAGAACUGCACGUUUCUGCAGUAUGUAUGAAGUUUAUGCUUUUUCUGUGCAUAUCCUCUGUGUUUAGCUAACCCUGAUGGGACGAUAGCAAAAGUAACAGUGCGCAGAUAUGAUAACAGUGAAGGGGAGAGAAGGAUUAUAAACUCAUUAAGGUAAUGUACACAGUAAAACCCCACAUUUAAGAACCCAGUCCUUGAAACUCAGGUCGGCAUUCGGCAAUGCCGACCUAAAUGCCGACCUGCAAAGCGAUAUGUGUAGAUUUAGGUCGGCAAAAUUUUGCCGACCUACUUUCAAAUACCUCUCGGCAUUUUUUCCUUGAAUACAUCUUUCACACACGCAUUUUCAACGAUGAUGUUUUAAUUAUCAGGUUUUGAUCAUUAGCUUGCGUGGUCACAUUGCAGUUUCAUUGUUGAAAGGUGAUACUUGAAACUUUGAAAGUAAACAUACAUGUUAAAAUCGUCCAAGCGAAAGUAUAUGGUAAUAAAGCUGUCACAACAUGCACUGUUCGAUUGCAGUUCAUACAUUUUGUUACUUGCUUUGUUUGCUAUUGGCAUUGAUUGCAAUUAAUUGAAGUUUAUAAGUACGCGUAUUUGCAGCAAGCAAAUAAAAUUUUCAUUUCGAUAUUUUCUAUUUGUUUUGAAAAUAUUUGCCGACCUAGAUUGAGAAUUAUCACUUUUAGGUCGGCAAUUUCUUGCCGACCUGAAAUUUCGGGAGUUUCAAGGACUGAGAACCUAGAAUUUAAGAACCUGUUAAGCUAAAAACAAUUAUUUGGUCUCCCUUUAAAUAAAUACCUGUUUAGGCUAGAAUAGACCUUAUGCAUAAUGACGUCAUAAGGCUUGAUACUCGCGAGGAAUGCUGGUCUUGGUAGUCAUCGCCCGGGAAAAUUAAACAAUUCAAAAUGGCCACUAUCGAAAUUUUCCCGGGCGAUGACUACUAAGACCAGCAUUCCACGCGGGCAUCAAGCCUUGUUACGUCAUUAUGCAUAAGGUCUAUUUCAAAGCAGGUAUUUUUAUCAAAUAGAGUCAAAACUAAAAAUUUAUAAACCAAAGAAAAUAAGCUCUUCUGUAGUAAUGAAAAUGACCCAGAACUCUUGAAAUGUCUUUCAGAUAAAUAACAUGUCUAUUAAUAAUAUGAACACAACAACAAAUAACUGUAUUCAGUGAAAAUACUACAUGACAAUCUCAACUACUUCUACAAGCAAUGUUUUCCAGCAUCAUGGACUGUUAGAUAAUUUUUGCAUAAUUUAUAUAAAUUAUAUACCACACCUACCGAAAGUGAGUCUUUAAUAUUUCUUACUUUUUCACCUCUAGUCUUUGGGAAUUCAUCGAAGCAAGGGAUGGCAUUAGUUUAGAAGACUUAUUGGAAAGUCUCUUUGACUGACUACGUACGGUAGAAGAAAUCACUCUCGAAAAAUCCAAAAAUACUGCAUUAGUGGGUUGUAUUGGGUUGAAUUGGAAAAUGUUUAUCAAAUAUAAAUCUAGUUAGAUAACUUAUUUAAGAAAAUUUAUUAGUUACAAAACUGUAACUAUGAGGAGCAAAAUUAAAAUACAAAAUACUUCAAA
Paramuricea clavata is the source of this 12270-nucleotide messenger RNA. The record is from the annotation of a GenBank genome assembly. NCBI's taxonomy places the organism in Eukaryota, Metazoa, Cnidaria, Anthozoa, Malacalcyonacea, Plexauridae.